GGGGAAAAUUCAAUCAUGGCCUCUCGUGUGGAGGAGGGUAGCUCCCAAUCAGAGCUGGACAUUGCCUUCCGGUUUCUGGUGGACAACAUCGGACUGAACUGGAGAACUCUCGCUCCAGAACUGGGCCUCACACCAGGCCAGAUUGGCUGGGUGACGAGACAGUGUGGAGGGAAUGUGAUGAAGGAAGUGUUCCAGUGCCUCUGCACCUGGAAGGAGACCUUUGCAGAAAAGGCUACAGUCCAGGAGCUGGUCAGGGCACUGCAUAAAACCAAAGUUAGGCUGCUGUCUCGGAUGGCAGAUGAAAUUGUAAAGAAAUGUCCCAGUGCAAGAAAUCAAAUGCUCUCCACAUUGCCAAAACCAGGCAGGAAGCGGAAAGAUGUCAAUUUGUUGUCAGUGUCGCUACCCACCAAGAGACAAAGGUGGGGGACAGUUCAGAGUUCAAAGGGUACCACCAAUGGGUCAAAGGUUACCUCUCCCCAAAAUGUCAAAGUUCAUCCGAAGCAAACGGCAUCACAGGUGAUUGUGAGAAAGAAUGGCGGAGAAGGUAGCAAAACGUUGCAUGUCAAAGGCAAUACUCUGAAAAACAGUGCUCAGAGUUCUCUUACAGUAAGAGUUGUCAGGUCAGAAGGCAAAGGUCAUGACCUUAAAUCUAAGGGUCAAAGUUCAGUCUCAACAGGCAACAGUAGACAGUCUAAUAGUUCUGCAAGCUCAGCAACAUCUUCAAGGACUGAGAGUAAACUUCAAAGUAGUUCUUCUCUACCAAAGAAAGUGAUGAUACAAAAGGGUUCUGACGUUAGAAUUGUAGCAGAAAUCAGGCCCAAACAGACAACAUCAAACAAAGACCUCAGACCUAGGAGAGAAUGUACUGUGGUGAAAAAGGAGGAUACACAGAAACCUGAGACAAGCAAGGUGUCAGAAGCCAAAGAUGAAAGUUCAGCAAAGAAGGACAAAGUUGAGGACGACAGUGAUCAUGAUGAUGUUGUAGCAGAGAUCAUGAUUCUGGAUGAGAAGACUGGACGACUGGUACUGGGGAAGAAAAAGCCAGGACAGCAGGGUGUCUCCUCAAGCCAGGGUUCUGCUGCUGUGGAACAGGACUCUGUACAGGAGAAUACAGACUUCUAUAUGAGGGAAGUGGUGAACGAGAUCAAGAAGACAUACAGGAAGUUGUUCUGUGUUCCGGAAGUGUUCCUGUUUGGGUCUCUGGUGAGGCUAAAUGUAGCACAUGUCUACACACAACUACAGAUGGUGGACAGGGACACACAGACCCCAGUAGAAGACAUUGGUAGUAUCAUCACCCCCCAGGCUCAGACAGUCCGUGCCGGGACUGUCAUGCUGGUCACUCCCCGUAGGAUCCUCAUCGAGGGGGAACAGGGCAUCGGCAAGUCCACAUUCUGUCACAAGAUCAGCUACAACUGGGGCUGCACCCUGUUUAACGUGUAUGUGCAGUUCAGCCUGGUUUUUAAGAUAGACCUGAGCUCUGUCAGGGCCGACAUCGUCUCUACUGUCUGUCAUCAGCUGCUCGAGGUCGACACCAAGAUGAAGCGGUCGGACAUGAGAGCAUUCAUCGAGAAACGCCAGCAUGAGACCCUGUUCAUCCUGGAUGGGCUGGACCAGCUGCCUGCACACGCCCACCCAGAGUACCUGGCACUUAUGAAGAAAGAGAUCCUGCCCAAAGCCUGUGUGAUUGUGACCACCCGUCCUCUGGAGCAGCUGCCGUGUGAGUUUGACUCCUACUACAUCAUGAAGGGCUUUACUCCAGAGAAGAGGAAGGAGUACGUACGCAGGCAUCUGGGACGACUUUCCUUAAAGGUGAUUGAGGAACUGCACUCGGUGUGGCAGCUGGAUGAGAUCAUAAGGAACCCUCUGAACGCCGUUCUGCUGUGCCGUCUGUACGAGAUAAACCAGGGCUUACCGGACACAUUCACCGCCAUGUUCACCAAACUGGUCAUGGGGGUAGUGGGAUGGAACUGCCACAGGAAGGGGAUAGAGAUGAAGGGAGAGGAGAUCCCGAGUGCUGUACACCAGAUCAUCGCUAGUCUGGGCCACAUCGCCUGGGAGGGGCUGCGCAACGGGCUCAUGUCAUUCGACGUGUCAGAACUCAGGAGGUGCUACCCAAUAACCAACGAGAUCCUGAAGUUUGGGUUCCUGAUGUUCGUGAUGCCUGAGGAGCCGUGUGGACAGAGCCUGCGCUGUACGUUCUCCCACCGAGUGUUUCAGGAGAUCUUCUCGGCCUGUUACAUCAGCACCAUGGCCAGGCUCACACCAGACUCUGAGCUGACUGCCGCGUACCUACGGCUCUGUACACAGGAGGGGUUUCAACAGGUGUGUGUGUUUGUGUCUGGUCUUCUGAAGGACAAGUCAGAGAUCCUAUUCCAGCAGCUCGCAGCCCAGAUCAAGUUCUGCUCGGAGCUAAACCGUCCCGUCGGCGCGCCCGGGACCAUGAACCCGCUGGACGACACGCUGCACCUGGCACUGCUCUGUCUGCACGAGACCGGCGAGGUCGACCGCUUUGCGCCGCUCGUUGCAUCGCACUUCGCCAAACGCCUCUUCAUCUCGGAUUGGUCGUCGAAGAGCUGCCUACAGAGUAUUGUGUCCAUUCUACAGUAUCAGGACGCACAGCAACCAGAUGAGGUACAAGAAACGACAGCUGAAGUAACAGAAACAACAACAGAAACAGCAGCAAAUGGUACUGCAGACAGCACAGCAAUCCAACCAGCUGAGGAGAAGAAAGAAGCUCCAGAAAGUAAAAUAGGUGAAGAACAAAAGCCAGACAAUGUUGAGAAGAUGGACACAAGUGUACCAGAUCCAAAGUGUGAAACACCUGAUGUGGAAGGGAACAAAGGGGCACAGGAUUUGGACUCAAAAUCUGAAGAAGGUAGCAGCCCUUUGAAGAGUAAGGCUGUUGUCACAGAAAACACUGACCAAGCCACAGGCACACAGAGAAAUGGGACAGCUGAGUCAAGGAGCAAAGAAGGAGACGAAGAAGAAAUGGAAGUCGAAAUAUCAAAGGACCAAAAUAAAAGCAAGGAAGAAGUUGAAAGUGAAAAAAAGGAUGAAGAUUGUGCUACUAUUGAGAAGGAUGAAGAUGAAAAUCAUGAAGCAGAAAAAGAUGACAGAAAUGAAAAAAAUACAAUGAAGAAGAAGGAUAAACAAUCCCCACUGAAGCAGACCCAGGAUUCCAGAACGCUAAGAAGAGGAAGGUCCAGAACAUCCUCCACUCUACCAGAUGAGAAAGAAGAAAAAGAAGACAGUGAUAAAGAAACUGAAGAGGAACAGGACAAGGAAGCUGAUAGGAAAACGUCUAAGAAAAAUGCAGACGCAUUAAAAGGAAGUAAAAGACUGAAGGAUACAACAGAGUCAUCUGAAGAAGAACAAGAGGAAGAACAAAAGGGAGGCAGAAACACAAGGAGCAGGACAAGACAGGAGAGUAGCAAGGACAGGAAAGUUUCAAGCAGGGGCAAAGACAACAGUGAAGGUGAUGAAGAAGAUCAGUCCCCCAGUGGAAGAGGAAAGAUUCCAGAGUCUCCCAGACGAUCGUCUAGAAGAAAAGAGAGCCAGCCUGAGGUAUGUACUGAUCCUGUUGGGAGUAGAACAAGGUCAACUGGUGAGGGGAAGAAGGGAGGAAAGGUAAUUUCCCUGGCAGAUGAUGGUGAUGAUAAAAACGAGAGCUAUGUCGAUCCCAUCGGAAGUAGAACUCGGAGAAGAACUCGGUCCGAUGCCCUGCAGAGUCAGGUUGGUGGCGGCUCGGGUCCCAAGACUGCCACACGCACAAGUCCACGCGCCAAGGCUGCCAGGCGGGACAGAAGCAGUGGGAGUGAGCAGGAAUUCGUGGAUCCGGUUGGUCUGAGGACACGAACCCGUGCUAGAGGGGGUAACGUCCAGUCACCUAGCAAAGAAAGAAAGCCAUCUGCUAAAGAAAACUCCUCUGAAGUAGAUGUACAGGACAAAGAAGAGAAAAUGUCAGAAGAGGAGUCACAAGAGGGUGAAGGGGAGUUCAUCGACCCUAUAGGGUUAAGGGUCAGAGGUCGUAGGGCAAAGAGCAUUGCACGAGAACAGCUCCGGGUCAUUGCAGACGACAAGUUUGAGCUACGUCGGCAGGAAGCCACCCGCGUGUCUCCGAGGUCAAGGGCAAGAGAGAUGUCCUCUCCAACAAGAAGUCCAGGGAGGGGGAGGCCCAGGAAAGGUUCGGAAGGAGAGGGCAAGGAAGAGAAAUCAAGACCAGGGAGAAGACAAAGCCCCAAGGGAGAAGACAGACAGAAGGGGCCGAAGAUUAAAUGGGGUAAAGGGGUGCAAGGGAAGAGCAAGUCUCCUCCUAAACCUAAGAAGGAUGAGGAGGAAAAGGAGGACGACAAGACAGAAGAAACUGAAGAUGUGAGGGAGAAGGAUGCUGAGGAAACAAGUAAGGAGGACAUUAAUGGUGAUGACAAAACCCAAAAGGAUGGGGAACAGCAAGAAAAAGAGGAGACUGGUCCAGAGGAAGAGGAGGAAGAAGAGGUUCUUGAAGAAGAGCCAGAGGAAAACCAGGCUGGGCUGAACUCCUUAGAAAUCAGCAUCUUUGCCAGCAACUUGCAGAUCGUCUUCAGGGCCUUAAGGAACAACCGCAUCAUCAGGACUCUCACUUUUACUGACAGAUUUCUUCCAGCCACACGGAACAUCUGUCACCUGGACUGGUUUGACUCGCUGGGGGAGUUGUUCCUCCACAACACCAGCCUCCGUACCCUCAUCAUCGACUCCGCCAACUACCGCGUCACCCGGGGAGCUUUCACCAACGUGGUCACCGCCGCAGUCACCAGCAAGAGUCUGCAGACUAUACAGCUCAAGUUUGAACUGCACCAGAAGGCUGAGAAGACCAGCGGUUACAUCCGUCUGGGCAUCCCGCUGGAGAAACUCACCGAGUCGCCGUCUCUUCAGACGGUUUCCGUUGAGCUGACAAGCAAAAUGACGUCUCACGAGGAAGCCGCGAACGACGUGACUCGCACGGUCGUCAAGCUGCUCAAGAAACCCUCUAACCUUAAGAAGGUUUCCUUCACUGUUAAAGAGAAGGACAGCUACUUUUUACAAGUGUUACCAGUGCUGCGAGCCAUGCAGGUGAACAGCACCAUCAGUGACUUCUCCAUCGACAUGGGAGCCCAGCCCAGUACCAGGUACACUCUCGCUGCCAUCAAGGAGGUCCUCACCUUCAACACUGGGCUCACUUCACUCAGUGUGAAGUUCCACACCCCUGCCCCCGUGAACUCAGAUGACCUGACAGAGGUGUUCACAGCUGUGGAGAACAGUGACCUGCGAGCCUUUAUGCUGGACAUGGGCUGCGGCUGGUCAACUGACCCACUGGACCCUCCGGUACUGGCACUGGCUGAUCUGCUGGCUAAUAACAACACCCUCAGGUAA
Molecule: messenger RNA, 5388 nt
Organism: Branchiostoma belcheri (Belcher's lancelet)
Lineage: Eukaryota; Metazoa; Chordata; Leptocardii; Amphioxiformes; Branchiostomatidae
Exons: 20
Coding region: 16-5388 (1790 amino acids)
Biological process (GO): signal transduction
Molecular function (GO): protein binding
Source: RefSeq, a predicted model, not a curated record